UCAUAAUUGUGAUUGUUGAAUUUUAAAUUUGGCGCGUGUCUUGACUAGUUUUCAAAAUGGCGUCGCUAGAAAGGGUGUGGCGCUGGUGUCGCGUACCCAUCCAUGUACUCCGAUUGGAGACUCCGUUCAGUAGCGCAGGAGCAAGUGUCGAGAGCAGUCGGUGGGUGUUGGGUUUCUCGUAACAUCUCGCCUCGUCGUCUUAAAAGACGAGUGGCUGGUACGCCAGGGAGAAUAUUUGUGUCGUGCUUCCGCGUAUACGUGCCCAAAAAAUGUAAUAUGGCGAUGGUCGCGUCGAAUAUGAGCGGCCACAUACAGAAGCAGCUCACCAGAAGUCUCGAGCGAAUAUUGGAGGAAGCACAUUUAAGCGGUGAGCUGAAGCUUAGCGGUCGAAAACUUAAGGAUUUUCCAAAAGUUGGAAAACCAGGCUCCAGCAAAUAUAAUCUUCAAGACACGGUGUUUGCCGAUCUGUCGAAGAACCGCUUCGCCGAAUUGCCGGAAGAGGUGACGGAAUUUCCGUUCCUCGAGAAGCUACAUCUCUACCACAAUGCCAUAAGAAUAAUACCGGAAACGGUGGCGAUGCUUCAGUCGCUCAACUACCUCGAUCUUAGUCGGAACCAAUUGACGUCUCUACCUCGAGAGAUAUGCAGGCUACCGUUGCAAACGUUGCUGGUCGCACACAAUAGAUUAGCAUCGUUACCGGACGAAUUGGGUAGAAUGUCGGCGCUGGCCGAGCUGGACGCAGGCUGCAACGAAAUCACGAACCUGCCACCUCGAAUGGGCGACCUUGCGAGACUCAGGUCCCUGGACCUGAGGAGCAACAUGCUCGUGCACCUGCCUAUAGAACUGACGUACCUGAGACUCGUGAAGCUGGAUAUCAGCGGCAACCGAAUAUCCGUGCUUCCGAACGAGAUGAGGAAGAUGAAGAGUCUGGUCGAUUUUCGACUCUCCGACAAUCCUCUGACCUCGCCACCUGCCUCGUUAUGCAUUCGCGGGCGAACGCACAUCUUUAAAUAUUUGGAGAGACAGGCGGCGAAACACGAGAGAGCGAGAGGAGGCCGCGCGAGAAAAACGCCUCUGGAUGUGAGAGGUCACGCGACGUUGGACACAAGGGCCCACAGACGGCACAACGUGGACAGCGGUUACAGCACCAGUGACGGGGUCGACAAACGUUGGUCCCAAGAAAUUCACAGCGCGGUGCACGACGGCGAGAUUCGAGGAUUGUGGCGUCAAGAAUGUUCGCCGCUUUCGAUUACUCUGCCUCACGAGACCAGCGUGAACGGAUCUUGUAGCGGAACGUCGACGCCUAGUACCAUCUCGCCAGGAGAACACGCGUCUCUCGAAGACGAGCUGGGCAAGGCCAUGAUUCUGCACGAUCAGUUGGAAAAGAGGAGACUGGAGAGGAGCACCUCGGAGAACGGCGGCGACGUCAGAAGAUCGAUGACCUCUGGUCUUUAUCACGCGUCAAUUACGCCACCCGGUCCUUUAGAAUCCGCUCAUCUGAAUCAAACGUCAUCGAUAUCGACGAACACGCAAUCGGUACAACCUAUACAAACGUCCACCGCAAACUCUACUUCUCUGUUGAACGGAGAUGAAAAGAGGCCGCUGAAUCACAUUCAAACUUAUAGAGAGUACAAAGAGGCAUUGAGACAACAGAGGGCCAACGAAGGGCCCAGCGUGUACAGGCCUCGGGAACAGGUAACACCGCCAGGCAACGAAUCGCAGAACAACGAGACGGACCCGUCUAGCAACAAGGAUGGUGUUGGUUUGACCGGCAAGCAAAUCUUCAACGAGGAGAACGCGAACAAGAGACCGGUGCAAAAGGUGACACCGUCGCGAAUCAACUAUCAGAACACGCCUAUCAUCAACGGUAGUAAUAACGAGUACAAUAACAAGAACGGAAAGUACAUGGAACAGCCGUACAAGAAGCCCAGUUCGCCCAUCAAAACUUCCACGAGCAUUUUAUCCUCGAGUACCAGCCCCGGACAUGCGCCUAGACUAGUCAAAACUGCAGUUGGUUACGUGGAAGGUAAUAAGAGUCCCAGUAAAAACGGCGGAAGUCCAAAGUCACCCAGAUCGGUUACGUGGAACAGCAACGUACCAGAAAAAUACUCUUUCACCAUGAGAAGAGAAUUCGAACGCGCCAAGGAGGAAGCUGAUUUAAUCGAACAGCUUCGAAAUCAUAUAGAAACAAGGCUGAAGAUGGCUUUACCAGAAGACCUCGCCCCCGCGUUAACCGACGGAGUCGUUUUAUGUCAUUUGGCGAACCACGUGAGACCUCGAUCGGUAGCCAGUAUUCACGUCCCUUCGCCAGCCGUGCCCAAGUUAACCAUGGCAAGAUGCAGGCGUAACGUCGACAAUUUUCUCGAGGCGUGUCGGAAGAUCGGCGUCGAUGAGGAGGUGUUAAUGGACGCGGACGCAAUCAUGGACGUGGGUUACAUGGACGCGUAUGGGCUGGAGGCUCUGGCGCGUCUCGUCUCCGCUCUUCUCCUUCUCCGUGACGAAGGAGAGAAAGAUAACGAAGAAUCGGCUGCAGGUUCAUCCCAUACGAUUCAGGAUCGCGUUUUGUCCGCGAUGCUUUUCGCCACAUUCCUAUCGUCCCUCGUUCUACUCUAUCUUUUCCCCGUUCCCGACUGAAAAGAGCGACGAAGACGAGAACGCACCAGAGUGCGAUACGAUGGGAACGAACGACGCUCGCAAGAGAAAAACACCAUCGAAGAUCAGUUAACCACGAUAUACAAGGACCGAUCAAAUAUAAAUUGAAACUCUUUCGUAGCGAUCUUAAAUUCGAUCGAUAUCGUGUCCAUUAACAUCUGUCCGUUUCUCUCACCGAAUUAGCAAUUGUUCUUUCCAUUCAGAAGAUUAUUCUUUGCCUAGGGUUCAUUUUACCUAUUGUUGUAUCCAUUUAGUAUCCGAUCGAUAUAUUUUCAACGCGCUGGAAGUUGAUAAUAUGAAAUGAUCUUUUCAGUUUUAAUUUAUUAUGAUGUACACGUCAUCUGUGGGCGAUAGGUAAAGCGUUAACGCUUUGACACAAAUUUACGAAUUGGAUACUGAGUCUUCUUCUAUCGAGGUACUGUUAUACGUAAAAAAACUUGCUAUGCGUUUACCUGCAUAUACGUUUUGCUGCUGUAUAAAGAGCCUCGUUUAUAUUUGAUCGAUCCCCGUAUACAUAUCGAGGCACGACGAGACUACUCGAAGAGCACGCAUUUUCUCACUUUCCCCAAUUAACGUUCGAUAAUUUGUCGGUGUUGCUGGUCGAGUCGUCGAGUCGCUCGAUUAAAAAAGAAAUUAUGCGACGCUCUUCUUCCACUCUUAUACGCCAUUUAGUACUUCUAGAGCGGCACGAUAUUUUUUACAAAGUUCCUUUUGUUUUUUGUUUUUCGUUCGCCUCUGCCUUGUCGAGCAAAGAAAAGCGAGUCGAGCGUCGCGUCGAUGUUGAAAAUCAUCGAGUCGUUUUUCAGCAAUCGUAAGACACCCGUUUCUUUUCCUGGAGGAUCGUUGAGACAGAGCUUUUUGCACUUUCAUUCAGCCUGUUCGAGACACGUUAAGUAAGAUAAUCUCGAUGAUCGUUCGCAUCGAGGUCCUUCGUCGUUGUCAAAAGUGUCUCGGUCUUCCAGCUCGACGUAGUUUUCCGACCUAAUAGUUCCUUUUCGUUUGUAUUGCUUUGUGUUGGAAGACUAGGACACUUUGAAAUUUAUUUAACCCCUUAAAUAAGCGUUUCUUCGUAAGCUACAGAGGCGCUUUGCUUAUGCACAGGCAUGCAUAGAUGGCUGCUCUCGAUUACGGGAAGUUUACUCGCAAAAGAUAUGACUCGCGAUAAGAUUCUGUUAGAUAUACUAGCGCUGACGCAUUGGAACGAUGACAAGAAGUCAAAUAUCAAAGUUUUUCAUCUAAUUACAAGGCUGCUGUCCAAACUCAGUAUAGCGCUAGUAUACCAUAAGUCAUCUAUGCGCGCAAGUGUAUGUUAAACGAUUUGACUAGAACACGGCUCUAGCUUUACAACAGGGUUGUUUGUUUCUCUGCCUCCGUAUUUAUGGCGCUUCAAGGUUUAUCUUUUCGCGUGUUAAAGAAACGCUUCGAAGCCGACGAACAAAAGUAUUUGAAUAGUAUUUAAGAAGUAUCAGAAGGCAGCUUGAUCGUAUAUUUUAGUCCGCUUAGUCGUAGGAAUCGCUGUGUAGUUGUGUAAGUUUGUCGAGCGUUUCCUUACUCCUGUUUUUGUAUCGUAUUGUUUGAGAGCUCGGGCAAACUUCAUCCUUGACUCUCUGAUCGUUCUCGAGCGACGGAAGAGAACGCGAAAUCAAAGAGCGUAAUCAAAGCACGCUCGCAUAUCAAAAACGAAUCGCCUGUGUAUGUACGUAUCUUGAAUUUUUCGUUCGAAUCGUUAUGAUCGGAGCGAAUCUAUCGUCGGGCAGGAUUUUACUUGUAUUUGAUUGAAAUCGCAACACAGUCAUUCGUGACUACAGUCACAACAUUUACGUUCACGAAAGAAUUGAUCGAAAACAUUGAUACUUACAUAAUGCUCGACCUGCCAUUUAAGCGUAAGAGGGAAACGAAUUUUCUCGUCUAGUAUUGGGGCAUCGUCUAUGAUACUGUCGUAGAUGGCGGAGUUCAAAGAAAGAAAAAAAAAGCAGACAAAAGAAGAAAAAGAAUCAUCGCGUAAUACCUCGGAUGGGUAGUAUUUUUUUAACGUUCGACCAAUAAAAAUCGCCUACGGCUCUUUCAGGAUUGAUGGGUCUGUGAUAGGUAGCCUUCGAGUACUUACAGGAUUCGCAAACAAGGUGCUAGAAACGUCUUUUAUUUGAAAGAAUUCCUAUUUUGGUACUUAGCUGUUAAACACGCACAUUCGAACAUUAAAGAGAACCUCGAUUCUCGUAUAAGUUAUCGAUCAAAUUGUUUUUCUUGUUUACGAGUUCUCACGAACAGUAUUGUGUGUCCCUUCCUGACGAAACUGCGGCAGACAGACAUAUUUUCUUUCUUAUCGUUAUUUUCUUUUCUGUCUCUCUAUCUUUCUACUUCUCCUCCAAGAUAGCAAAAAGAAAGGAUGAUUUUCGUUAGGAGGGAACGAACAUGAAACGAGAGCACUGAUACUUCACCGACCAAGCAAUUCGGUCGUAGCCUAAGAUAAUCUGCAUAUUUUCGUAUAAUCGUGAUUCGUAAAACCAACGUGUGUACAAUACGCGUGUUGUAUCGUUUAGAACUUAUUCUAUGUAUGUAUAUUCGUACGAUUUAAGGAUUAUCGCCUACUUAAUAAGGAUUUGAGGAGGAACGGGUCGCUCGUGUCCUUCGAUCGAUUCUUUGCUUCCGGAAUUUGCUCCACACCUUCGAUCUACCAUAUUUUCCAGUUAUCAGAUAUAGUUCACACGACAGAUUAAACAGUGCCAAACACGUCAAUCAGUCGGAUCAGUCGACCGUGCGCGAACAAAUAUAAACGGGGCGGAUAUCUUUCGAUAUUAACUCGAUAGUUUGUUACACGAAAUUUUCCUCGUCCGUCAUUACAGAAUAUAGAAAUUUAGAAAUAACAGUCGCUACGGUCUAAAUAUGAAAGUCUCGUUUAUACUUGAUCGAUUUUCAUACACGACAUCGAACGAAAAGAUGCACUGACGAACGCGGCCAAAGUAUACAAUGUUUUGAAUCGAAACGCACAAAGGAAUUUUCACGAGGUUUUAUUCUAUCAUAGACAUUUUUUUCUAUACAUAUACUAUACGAUAACGUUGGUUCAUUUUGUACGAACGAUUCACGCGAUCCAGUAUACAUGUGCGUAUAUACACCUUUUUUACAACAAUCUUGAUUCUUUUUAUACGAACGUUACUGUAAUUUAUAACGCAGCCAACGAACGCGAAUGACUAUAUUUCACGAGUACAAUAACGCGCAAAGAUUCAAAAGGAUGCAAGGUGAAUUUGGUCACUUCCAGAAUUUUAUUUAUUUCAUUGUUGCAUCUGCGGCAAAAGGUUGAUCAAUUUCUAGUCCUCGUAAGGUAUAAGAUCAUCUAGUCAGCUGGAUUUGUUUUCCUUUAUUCUCUCGUUUAAUUUAUUGAAACCCAUUUCACGCCAGUGAUUUAAGUUAGUUUCUUCUUUCGUUCCUCUUCUAUUUUCUGUCGCUAUUCUUCGAUACUUUCGAGACGUAAAACGUCGCGACGAUCGCGUCAGUAUUAUUUUCUAUUACGAUCGUACAAGACGUCGGGCCUAAUCAACUCCGUACCUUAUGGUUUUUUCCCAAUGAACGAAUGACUCGAACAUCAAGAAAUGAAAUCUUCCGAAAAUCCUAGCGCUUGUUAAUUGAACGAUUUGUUCCGUGAUUUUUAUAUAAGUCGUUGGGUCAAAAUCCGAGAUACGAUGUUGAAAGGCAACGGGUUAAUCGUAACCGUAAAGACUGUACUUCAUUUUUAGUUUAUCGUCUUGUUCUGACGCCUUUUUGUGCUCUGCCGCAGCGUUUUUUUUUUAUUCUAUUACUUUGUCGGUUGUCUUUUUCACGAUCGACUGCGUCGAUGACUCUGCUCGUUAAUGCGUUCACUGCCACAGUGAAAAAGGACAUAUGGUGGUCAGACACGUUAAAACCUUAAUUUUAAGGAUACGAGUAAUUAAAAGUUUGAGUCGUUAUAUUAAAGUUUGUCAUCGCUUAUUGUUUAUUAAUUAUUCGACUAGGUUGCGUUUAAAAUGUUGGUCACUGGUGACCGUGGCAGUGAACGCUUUAAAAGACGCGCGAUAAGAAGAAACCGAACCAUCAGAUCAUUCCGUUGUAUUUAGCUUGUAUAAUUGUAUAAUUUUUUUAAUGGACAUAAAAAGAAAAAGAAAGAACGUAUAUAUAUA
Megachile rotundata (alfalfa leafcutting bee) is the source of this 6803-nucleotide messenger RNA. RefSeq names its product Leucine-rich-repeats and calponin homology domain protein (gene Lrch). NCBI's taxonomy places the organism in Eukaryota, Metazoa, Arthropoda, Insecta, Hymenoptera, Megachilidae. Gene Ontology annotation, molecular function: protein kinase binding. Gene Ontology annotation, biological process: receptor clustering; embryo development; cell-cell adhesion. The record is from RefSeq and is a predicted model, not a curated record. Gene Ontology annotation, cellular component: adherens junction; cytoplasm; basolateral plasma membrane.